Molecule: messenger RNA, 537 nt
Organism: Acanthoscelides obtectus
Lineage: Eukaryota; Metazoa; Arthropoda; Insecta; Coleoptera; Chrysomelidae
Source: the annotation of a GenBank genome assembly
AUGGAAACAGCCCUAAAACUAAUAGAUAAUGGCACUUUAUCUCUUAUAAAUGCAGCUAAACAGUUUAAAAUUGACAAAUCUGCUCUUUCGAGAAGACGUACUCGUUUACUUGGUAAACAGGGAAGAAAAACUUCUCUAACCAAAGAAAUGGAAAUAGACUUAAGUGAUAAGAUAAAAAUUAUGGCAAAAUGGGGGUUUGCUCCCACUAAACCAGAGAUACAAGCAAUAGUUCAAACCUAUGUACAAGAAAACCACCUUACUACCCAGUUUAAGGAAGGAAAGCCUGGGAAAGAUUGGUUUAAAAAUUUUUGUAAGCGCAAUAGACUAAGUCAAAAAAACGCAAAAACGCAAGUUUAUUACGUGGCACAAAGCCUUAAAGUUUUUGAGAACGAUGUAGAAGUAAAAUAUCUGAGGCGCAAAGGAUUUAAAUUUAUUUUUCCGGUCAUUGAGGAAAAGUACUUCAUCGACAAAAGUGACAUAGAAAUGAAACUUCCCCAGCCAGAAAUAGAAAAAUUCAUACAGAAAAAUGCAUUCUAA